UGCUGUUCCUGAACCAGAACGCCGUCUAACGGGAGUUCCUAUUUCUCCGUCUACAUCGUACGAACUAUUAUUAAUUAAUUAUACAGAAUCCAGAUGUCUCCUCCCGAGGAUCCUGUCAAUCUCUUUCGAGGCUGGCCCAAUCCCGCCCUGCUGCCUGUCGCCGACCUGCUUACUGCCUCAGGCACAGCCCUGACAACGCCCUCCGUUUACGAACCCGGUCUGUUCUACGGUCCCGACGAAGGCUACCAUCCUCUGCGUCGCCAUGUUGCCGAGUGGCUGACCUCCUUCUAUCGUCCGGCUCAUCCCAUCUCCGAACAGCGCAUCUGCAUCACCGGCGGUGCCAGUCAGAACCUGGCAUGCGUUCUACAGGUCUUCACCGAUCCCGUCUACACUCGCAAUGUCUGGAUGAUCGCUCCGACCUAUUACCUGGCAUGUCGCAUCAUGGAUGACGCAGGUUUUGCUGGUCGCCUUAGAGGCGUCCCAGAGGAUGACGAGGGCAUCGACAUUGCGUUUCUGACACGCGAGUUGGAAGCUGCCGAAGCCAUGGCCGCCGUGGAAAAGAAUUUCGAACCAAAGCUCAAGGGUUCAAGGCCAUGGAAGAAAACGUACAGGCAUGUCAUCUACGCAACCCCCACCUUCUCGAACCCGUCCAUGAAGAUCAUGUCUCUCCGUCGCCGCGAAAGUCUUGUCCGCCUGGCGCGAAAGUACGACGCCCUGAUCGUGACUGACGACGUCUACGACUUUCUACAGUGGUCGUCCGCGCCAAAUACCACACUCCCAGAACCAGCGAAGGCGUCCAUCCCGCGGCUCGUAGACGUGGAUCGCUACCUGGACGGCGGUCCGAAAGAUGAAUGGGGGAAUGUGGUGAGUAACGGCAGCUUCAGCAAGCUGGUCGGGCCUGGUGUGCGUACAGGUUGGGCCGAGGGUACCGAGAAGUUCACAUAUGGCCUUUCACAAACGUACGAUUAUGCAAAGCACCCCACACUUCCCUCAGCCACAGGACAUCAUCACAGCGAUAACGCCGCCGCCAGGGGUGAUACGCGUCCCGAUUGAUAAGUAACCGUCGCUACUCGAAGUUUGAUGCUAAUCUCGCGAACAUGUAGGGGUUCUUCACGCUCCGGCGGAGCGCCAUCCCAAUUGACGGCCACUUUCAUCGGCCAACUGCUGCCCACUUCGCUUCUACAGAAUCAUAUUCUUAACGUCCUGCAGCCCACCUAUUCGGAUCGUUACCACUGCCUCAUGUCCGCGAUUCAGCAGUAUCUCCUGCCGCUGGGCGUGACCCUUCCAUCGAAAACUGGGGAGAUCGCGGGAGGGUAUUUCAUAUGGAUCAGCCUACCACUGCCGCUGCGCGCGGAUGAUAUCGCGCAACGUGCCCUCGAUGAGGAGAAUCUCACCCUGGCUGAGGGAGAGCUCUUCCGCGUCCAAGACGACCCUGCUGAGAAUCCCCCCAGUUUUGAGCACUGCCUGCGGCUCUGCUUUGCUUGGGAGGAGGCGGGGAAGUUGGCUGAAGGCAUCCGUAGACUUGCGCGCGUAGUUGAGCGUGCUCUGUCGCGAUAGUCCGCGCUAGCUGGAGGUCCAACGGAUCUUCAGGCAUGUAUUAAAAUAGAACUAUAGAAUAUAGACAUUAGACACAAUAAUAUCCAGUGCCUAGAUUACGA
Messenger RNA from Monascus purpureus, 1658 nucleotides. The record is from the annotation of a GenBank genome assembly. NCBI's taxonomy places the organism in Eukaryota, Fungi, Ascomycota, Eurotiomycetes, Eurotiales, Aspergillaceae.